Molecule: messenger RNA, 1149 nt
Organism: Caenorhabditis remanei
Lineage: Eukaryota; Metazoa; Nematoda; Chromadorea; Rhabditida; Rhabditidae
Exons: 6
Coding region: 1-1149 (382 amino acids)
Biological process (GO): phospholipid metabolic process
Molecular function (GO): glycerophospholipase activity
Source: RefSeq, a predicted model, not a curated record
AUGGUGACUGCUCGAUUCUCCUCGGCUACAGUAUUCCUCGUGCUCAUCGUUGGGACCGCACUAUCGGCUCUUCCAGAUUUGGGGUAUCCUGGAUGGCAAUGUGAUGCUUCGCUUUAUCAGAAAUCUAAGAAAGUUCCAACUUCCGCCCACUCUGUCCGUUUCGCUGACAUCAAAGUUAUCGGAGCUCUCGGAGAUUCUUUGACUGCCGCAAACGGAGCUGGAGCACCAAAAGGAGAUCCAUUGGCUGUUAUCCUUCAAUACAGAGGACUUGCAUUCCAAUGUGGAGGAGAUAACACUUUGGAUGAGCAUGUUACCGUAGCCAAUGUUCUCAAAAAGUUUAGUCCAAAUCUUAUGGGAUACUCAACUGGAAUCGGAAGUGCCAAUGUUUGGGAGGUUUCGAAACUGAACCAGGCUGUUCCAGGAGCUGAAGCAUCUGAUAUUAUCACUCAAGCUAGAGCAUUGGUCCAGAUUAUUCAAAGUCAUAAGGAGAUAGAUUACAAGAACGAUUGGAAGCUUGUCAACGUUUUCAUCGGAGCCAACGACAUGUGUGCAUAUUGUAAUGACGGAGAAAACGGAGGACACUCAAAGGCCAACUGGAAACAAAAUGUGAUCACUGCUAUUCAAAUUUUGAAGAAUAACUUGCCAAGAACAAUUGUCUCAAUGACCGGAAUGUUCGACAUGAGAAUGCUCCGUGAAAUCGACCACGACAAGUAUUUCUGCGAUGGUCUCCACACUUUCGAGUGUCCAUGCGAGAAGAAUAAGGCAUUCACCAACGACGACAUUUCAGCUGCUUGUCACCGUUACAUGGAUGCUCAAUUGGAAAUCCAAAGUUCUGGAAUCUUCGACUCAACAGAUGACUUCACUUUCGUCGUCCAACCCUUCUUCAACGGAAUCGUCACUCCACCAUUGAAACCAGAUGGAGAUGUCAACUUGGAUUGGUUCGCCCCAGAUUGUUUCCAUUUCUCUAAACUCGGACAUGCCAACGUGGCUAAACAUCUCUGGAACAACAUCGUUCAGCCAGUUGGAUCCAAGAACACCAUCGUCAACUUGUCUGAUCCAACAAUCCCAUUGAACUGCCCAGAUGCAUCCUGUCCAUUCUUCAGAACCACUAAGAAUAGUGUUGAUUGUUCCAAGUAUAUGACUGCAUAG